GUCCGUAGAAAGGCCGCUGUCUGUGGUUUCCAUAGCAACGCUCCAAGCACCCUCUGGGGACUGCCCCUAGCAACCGCCGCGCGACCUUAACAACCGGCAGAGAAAACAUGGCGGAGGAAGGGGAAAGGAUCGUGAGACCCAAACGGAUCUUCAUCAACAACUUGGAUUCUUACGUCGCCCGGAACAUAGGCAAGUAUCUGUCCACUUGUGUGUCUGGAGCAUCCCUGGAAGAAGCAGAAGAAGGAGGCGAGGAAGAGGAGAAGCAGUCCGAGCAUGAAGAUGUGGCCGACAGUAACGCCAGACAAGGGCUCCUCCAGGUGGUGGGAACUCUGUCCACUCCUGAAGAGAAGCUCAAAUUCCCAGUGGAAACUUAUGUGAUCUCAAGCAGAGACGAACUAUUGAAUCAUCUGCUGGAGAGCGAUGUCAUCAUCUACAACAUCACCGAGGAGCCGUCUCAGAUUGAGGAGGCGUCAUGGGCCGUGUCUGCGCUUCACACCGAGAUUGAGAACUUUGAGAGCCAAAAACUUUUCAUAUUGCUAUCGACAGUCAUGACCUGGGCGAAGAGCAAACCCCUUGAUCCGGAUGAUCCUGAAAUCCCUUUCACUGAAGACGACUAUCGGAGAAGGAAAUGUCAUCUGGAUUUUAAAGAUCACAUAAGUGAUGAGAAGCUGGUGAUUAAGAUGGGAAAAUCUAACAAGGGUAAAUUUUCAAGCUAUGUCAUUGCCUCCGGGGUGCCUUAUGGAACAGAAGAGGGUAUUCUUCAUACAAUCUUUAAAGAGGCUUGGAUGGGUGAGACGCCUGCAUUAUCCAUCUAUGGGGACGGACAGAACAUCAUCCCACUGAUUCAUAUUGCUGAUUUAGCCAGUGUGAUACAGAACGUAGUGGACCACAGGCCGAGAACCCAUUACCUGGUGGCAGUGGAUGAUUCAGCGCACACGUUGGAGGAAAUUGUCAAGUGUAUCAGCACUCACCUUGGGCCUGGAAAAACACAAAAAGUAUCUAAGGAGGCGGCAUUCCUGAACAAAGAGUUGACGCAACUGGACAUUGACCACUUACUGGUGAACCUGAGGAUGGAGGCUGUGUUCUUAAAGGAGAACUUCAAUAUUAACUGGGUGUCCCAGACUGGGAUUGUGGAGAACAUUGAAUCCGUCGUCAAAGAAUAUAAGCAGAGCCGAGGUUUACUGCCUAUACGGAUCUGCAUUCUUGGCCCCCCAGCUGUAGGAAAGACAACAGUCUCAAAGUUACUAUGCAAACACUACAAACUGCAUCACAUCCAUAUAAAAGAUGUAAUAACAGAAGCUAUUGAGAAUCUGGAACGAUUGGCGAAAUCUCCCCCAGAAGAUGAAGAGGAGGGAGAAGAAGGCCCAGAGGCAUCACAGGAAUUAUUGGAUUCUAUUAAAGAGAACAUGGAACAAAAUGCAGGGCGCCUGGAUGACAGCUAUGUGAUCCGCUUCAUGAAGGAAAAGCUGAAAUCCAUGCCUUGUCAGAACCAGGGUUAUGUCCUGGAUGGAUACCCGAAGACCUAUGAACAAGCCAAGGAGCUUUUUAACUCGGAAGAAGGUGAAGAAGAAGAGGAGAGCAGGAGUAAAGCGCCGCGCUUCGAUAAAACCAUCACCCCAGAUUAUGUUAUUUCAUUGGAUGCAUCUGAUGAGUUUCUUAAAAACCGGGUGAUUAACCUACCGGAGAGCAUAGUUGCUGGAACACAUUACGCUCAGGAUCGCUUUCUGCGAGCUCUUGCCACAUUUCGUGAAAUAAACACUGAAGAUGAAACCGUUCUGAACUAUUUUGAUGAGGCUGAAAUCCAUCCUCUUCAUAUUGAUGUUUCUAAAGACGAUGAUCCCCAAUAUAGAGACGUAAUAAAGCAAAUUACUAAGGGGGUCGGGGAACCUCGGAACUACGGCUUGACACCAGAUGAACUGGCAGAACUGGAGCUGAAACAAGCAGAGGAGAGUCUUGCCCAAGAGGCAGAAAGAAAGGCUGAAUUAGAGAGGAUGGAGGCUGAAGAGGAAGCGGAGAAGAUCGCCCGAUGGGAGGAGUGGAACAGUCGCCUUGAAGAGGUAAAACGCCAAGAGCAUGAAAUGUUGGAAGCGCAGUCAGUCCCUUUGAGGAAUUAUUUAAUGAAGAACGUCAUGCCAACCCUGAUAGAGGGACUGAACGAAUGCUGCAAAGUCAGGCCGGAUGACCCCGUGGAUUAUCUGGCAGAAUAUCUGUUCAAGCACAACCCUCAGAUGUAGAAUGAAGAUGUAUUUAAAUGUUACCUGCUCAAUAAAAACCUGUGUAAUACAUUAAAUAGGUGUUUCUUGUUGGUAAUAAAGCUGUCUAAUAUAAAAAGAAUAAAAGUUAGAAAAAUACGA
Hyla sarda is the source of this 2354-nucleotide messenger RNA. It is a transcript of the gene AK7, whose product is annotated as adenylate kinase 7. The record is from RefSeq and is a predicted model, not a curated record. The transcript is spliced from 18 exons. The coding region runs from base 108 to 2234 and encodes 708 amino acids. Gene Ontology annotation, cellular component: cytoplasm. Gene Ontology annotation, biological process: nucleobase-containing compound metabolic process. Gene Ontology annotation, molecular function: AMP kinase activity; ATP binding. Lineage: Eukaryota; Metazoa; Chordata; Amphibia; Anura; Hylidae.